AUGAGGACGCCUACACUCACUCAGUCUUCUAAAACAUAUUCCACUGUCAAAGAGACUCUGGUCGAGGAUCAAAAGGUCUCGAGUCAGGCAAAGAGUAAGCACAUCUGUCAAGCGCUGACUACAAGACCUCCCGUGUUACUAUCCGGUACCGGGCAAGUACUCGCAAAUAAUGCAAUCGAACUUAUUUCACCAUACAUCCUGGUGACUCGGUUAACACGGCAGGUAGUUCGUUUCAAUGCGGUGAACGUGGAAAUGCUACCGGAUUGGUUGUACGCACAAGUUUUUCCGAAUCAAGUUCGAGAUUCUCCCCCCCAUGAGCGUGUAAGCAUAUCUAUACAUCACUUGGUGCAACAAGGACUUUACAAUAAGGAAACCGAAGAAUUUCCGCCCAUAAAUUAUUUCAACUUGCCGAAACUGUGUGGUGAUUCAAUAGCCGAGCAUUUUUGGAAAAUUGGAGAACAACAAGCGUACGAUAGCAGAGAGUUGGCGAAAAGAUUUGCCGAAUCAGAGCUGCCGGACAUGCCGGAGGAGGAAAAAUGGGUGUUCAAUGCGGGAUGGACGCGUUAUCGAGGAGGUGACAUGUCACCUGAGCCUGUAGAAUAUCCCGAGGAGAGCGCCCUAUGUUUCGAUGUUGAAACAUUACUUAGCGACAGUGACUACGCGCUCAUUGCCUGUGCUGCUUCCCCACAAGCGUGGUACGUUUGGUUAUCUCCGCGACUUAUAGAAUAUCGCGAUCGUUACUUAAAAAAAAUGGAAAGUGAUGAAAAGACAGAUUGCGAGUCGGUGAGGGCGACCGACCAGCGAAAACACAAAUCCGAUAAAGAUAUCGAAAUUGACGAGACCUCUUGUAAUGAACAUAAAAUUGGCAGCUUGAUCCCCAUAGGGAACUGUGACAAAGAAAGGAUUAUAGUUGGGCACAACGUCGGUUUUGAUCGCGCGCGCAUCAGAGAGGAGUAUCAUCGAGACAAAUCGUGUAAUAGAUACUUGGACACCAUGGCACUGCAUGUGGCUGUGAGCGGACUCUGCACUCAACAACGUCCGUCCUGGAUUAAACAUAAAAAAGCCACCGAAGAAAAUGACACAGAGUACUUAAGCAAGAAAAGUGACUUCCAGUGUGUAUAUGAUGUUAGUUCUAUCAACAAUCUUCGUGAUGUGUACAAAUUUCAUUGUCAAGAAGAAUUGAAUAAAUCCGAACGUAAUUUAUUUGUCGAUGGGUCUCUAGAAGAUAUUGUAAAAGAUGAAAAUUUACCGAGACUGAUCACCUAUUGUGCAAGAGAUGUGCGUGCAACUCAUCGGGUGUUUAAAGUAGUGUUUCCCAGGUUUCUUGAAGUUUGUCCGCAUCCCGUGUCAUUUGCAGGGAUGAUAUGCAUGGGAAACAUGUUUCUGACCACAAAUCGUGGUUGGGAUGAUUACAUCGAAAGCGCGGAAUCAAUUUAUCGAAAGCAGCUUGAAUCCAUUGAACUCA
This is a messenger RNA of Acaulospora morrowiae, 1465 nucleotides long. NCBI's taxonomy places the organism in Eukaryota, Fungi, Glomeromycota, Glomeromycetes, Diversisporales, Acaulosporaceae. The record is from the annotation of a GenBank genome assembly.